Messenger RNA from Toxotes jaculatrix (banded archerfish), 5182 nucleotides. Its product is annotated as sprouty-related, EVH1 domain-containing protein 2-like. The transcript is spliced from 6 exons. The coding region runs from base 539 to 1930 and encodes 463 amino acids. The record is from RefSeq and is a predicted model, not a curated record. Gene Ontology annotation, cellular component: membrane. Gene Ontology annotation, molecular function: protein kinase binding. Gene Ontology annotation, biological process: negative regulation of MAPK cascade; multicellular organism development. NCBI's taxonomy places the organism in Eukaryota, Metazoa, Chordata, Actinopteri, Toxotidae.
UGCUCGCCUGCCUGCAAUCCAACAUGGAGUAGAGAGAGAUGGGGCUCUAGCGGGGCCACCCCUCGGUAACAACAGCGACGACGCGCUUUUUACGCACAACUGGAACCGGAGUCGUCGGUGAAAACAUGCGCCUUAGGACUUAAAAUCGGAGUGUGUGCCUUGUGUGUCCGUGUGUGUGCGUGCGUGUGUGUGUGUUUGGGGAGGGGGGGGAGCGAAGAGAAGAGCUGGAUUCGGCAACUAAAUUGUCUGUAUAGGCUACGUUACCUACCGAAGGCGAUGGACUAUUAAAGUUAUAGAAAAGGGGCAUUUGCGAUCCAGGAGAAACUGGGUGGCUCCGGGGGGGAGAGAGGGGAAAAGUGAGGAAAAAGAAGACGGAGGCACAGCCAGUCGAAGGCAAGCCAAAGAGCCGACACUCGCACAAAGGCGCAGGGGGGAUUUAUGCGGAAUUGGAGACAGAAUCGGAGGAGUCGCGGUGAAAGAAUGACGAGCGAAAAGUAUGCAACCGCCGUGGUACGUUACCUGAGGUGAAACGAGAAAAAUGAUAGAAGAAACACACCCAAACGAUGACAGCUACAUCGUGCGUGUGAAAGCGGUGGUGAUGACCCGGGACGACUCGAGUGGCGGCUGGCUGGCCCAGGAUGGGGGAGCCCUGAGCAGGGUGGGGGUGUGCCGCCUCCUGCCGCCGGAGCUGGCACCCGUGCCGGCCUUCAGCAGCUCCCAGUUUCUCAUCCGUGGUGAGCGGCUACGGGACAAACAGGUGAUCCUGGACUGUCCACUGAGGAAGGAUCUGGUGUACACCAUAGCUACGCCCACAUUUCAUCAUUGGAAGGUGGAGGACAGGAGGUGUGGCCUGUCCUUCCAGAGUCCAGCUGACGCCAGAGCUUUCGACAGGGGGGUACGGAAAGCAAUCGAGGACCUGGCUGAAGGCUCCACAACCUCCUCUACAGCACUCCAGAAUGAGGGCGAGCUGGGUGACGACGACGUCUUUACCAACACCACGGACAGCUCAUCCAACUCCUCCCAGAAACUGGAGAGCUCUCUGCAGCCGCUCGAGUCCUCGCCGCUUCCGCAGAGACAUAAGUGCGUGAUGGGACUUCGCCACGACCUCCAUGACCCCUACCGGCUCUCAGACCACUACUUCACGGACCAGCCGUUGUCUCGGCUUCCCCGCCACGUCACUUUCCAGGAGGACGAGGAAAUCGUCCGCAUCAACCCUCGGGAGCGCAGCUGGGAGCGAACCACAGAGCGCCACCACGGACGCCAGUCAGAUCGCCCCUGGCUCAGGGGCUACGAGGACUACCGCCACGCCACUGUGCGUGACAAGUUCAUUCACACGGACGACUCUGAGUCCUACGUCCACUUUGCCAAGCCGGAGGCGCAGAAGCACGACUACACCUACCCAUUGCCACCGACCCUGUCGCCCUCAGACUCUGACCCCGCCCUCGGACCCUUGACCAGUAAGGGCCAUGGUGGUUCGUAUCGCCACGGCUUUUCCUCUGUGGUCUCCACCCAGCCCCGCUGUUUCCUACCGAGCUCUUCACCAUCCACCAAUGGCGGGAAGGGUCGGAAGGAGGACGGGAUAGAGCGCGCCCAGUGCGAGCACUGCGGUGAGACCUUUUACAUCUCCAGCAACCGGAGAGGCCGGUGCCAGGAUGCGCCGGACCCUGUGCGGGCAUGCAUCCGGCGGGUCAGUUGCAUGUGGCUGGCAGACACCAUGCUCUACCACUGCAUGUCUGACCCAGAGGGGGACUACUCAGACCCCUGUUCCUGUGACGGGGGCGAGGGCAGCGGGGGAGGCCGACGCUGGUUGGCUCUGCUCGGCUUGUCUCUGGUGGCGCCCUGCCUCUGCCUCUAUCCGCCUCUCCACGCUUGCCACCGGGCGGGGCUUGCAUGCGGCUGCUGCGGAGGCCGACACAAGGCCAUGAGCUGAGCCGCCGUGCUUGGAAACCUCUCAGAGGAAACAACAAAAACCUAAACCCAACGCAAGCACAGGGAAAGGGAAGGAUGGGGAAAUACACAGAGAGGACAAGUGGUCAUGGCUGCUCGCUCUCUUGCCUUGGUUUCUCUGGGUUUCUCUACAAAUUCCAGACACUGAAAUAAGCCAAAAAAAAAAAAAACAGUUGGUGCAUUUUCUGAACGGCCUGGGAAAAUAAGCUCCCCCUUACGGCAGACAGUUCUCUCACCUCUUCACAUGGCCAUUUCAUGCUCUGUUUCUAGUGAGAGAUCACUCUUUUUCAGGGGGCCUUUGUUUUUUUUUUUAUAGCUGACCUAUAUGUCAUGUAUCACAUAUGCAGGUACUUUAUACUUUGUACACUGACUCGGCGUCAAAGAACUUGAAUUGUUUCUCUGUUCUAUUUUUUCCUCUCCUUUGAUGUACGCGUGGCCAUUUUGUUUAUAUUCUAUUCCAAUAUCAGGCCCGCUCAGCUCGACUCCAGCUACAAGAGAAAUCAGACACUACACCUCUUUCUGUGUGUGUGUGUGUGUGUGUGUGUGCGCGUGUGUGCGUGCGUGCGUGCGUGCAGGCGUGUGUGUGUGUAUGCGUGUGUGGAUGGUGUAUGUGCAUGCUUACAAUGUGCGCCGAGGCCUUUUGUUGUCUGUACUGCAGCUUAUAGCAAAGCUCAUGUAUAUAGUCUACAUAGCUCUCCACCAUCGACAUCUUCUUUGUUCACUGAGACAAACGUGGUACUCAUCUUAAUCUUAUUCUAAUAUCCCAAAGAUUCUUGUUUUUAUCCUAUUUAUUUUCUCACUGAAUUGAUCUACCAGCAAAAGGGUGCUGGGUUGUGAUUUACUCACUGAAAAAGACGGUGCCUCAAGUCAUGCUACAAUACUCAAGCAUCCGUCUCCCUGCUCCUUUCACGUUAUUUCAAACAGUGCCUAAACUAUCACCUAAACCAGGAACCCUAUCCAGUCUUAGAAUUCCAGUCUUUUUUUUUUCGGCUCAUUUUACUUAACAUACACUUGAAGCGGAGUGAUAUUUUAAGGCUCUGAUUUCCUCAUUCUUUACAGAACCUCAGCCAACAGUCCAUGUCCCAUCAAGGACUGAAAAGUCAUUCGAAGAUACCGUUAAAAUUGGUGCCUGUUAUGCCUUAAAAUUUGGAGUCUGGCUCCAAACUUCACCCCUCUGAAGAUGUCUGCUAUAAUGAAAAGCGUGAGCAUUAUGGCUCCAAGCAAUCAGCCUCACCAUAUACUCUUAGAAAAGUGGUUUAAACUAUUUUUGUAAUGAAAAGGAACUCUUAAAAUGGUUCUUGUUAAGUGUGUAAACUAAGGACUCUAGUUUGCCUGCGUUGUACAAUCAGCUCCCCUAUUUAACCCCAGCCUUCCAAUAGAGCCCACCAGUCACAUAUAUGGAACAGCAAAGUCCAAACUGAUGGUUCAGUGAAUGAAAUCAGCCUCGAAAUGUGUUCACAUCUAAUUAAAAUAUCCCGUCAGCUCCAAAAAACCCUGAGGUUUGAAAACAAAUAUAGGUAUAAACCUAUACCAGUCAUUUUCUGCAGAAAACUGGACUUUUGUUUGAGAUCAUCACUUUUUUUUUGUUGCUGUAUUUUGCAAAGAAAAUAUAAAGACGAAUGAACUUUGACAUGUACAGUGUCACUACAUAUAUGCAGCAAGUCUUAUUCCUCAUUUAGUAAAGGUAAAUAGUCGCUUCUUGCUGAGAGUUAGAUGUCAUUAACUUAGAAGCUAAUCUAGAGCCACGAGCUGUGUAGCCUAGCUUAGCAUAAACACUGAAAACAGUGUUUUGUUUUUGUUUCUGUUUGUUUGCUUGUUUUGUUUCGCUGUUCUCCCAUUUCCAGCCUUUAUGCUAAGCUAAGCUAAUCGCCUCUUGGCUGCCUGGCUCUUUUCAAACUCCUUUAAGGCCUAAAUAUUUUAUUGUAAAUGGGAGAUAAACAUGAGAAAUAACUUGCUGAGACCACAGUUACAUGUGACUGGCGCGCACUAUUCUUCCUACAGUCCUACAGCGUUUUCCUUCCAUGCCAGAUUUAGUACAUCAUCAUACCCACAAAGAGUAACGUCAUAUGUUUUACAACAGCUCGAAUGAAUUAAGAAUGAGACAAUUCAACAGUCUGUUCAUUCAGGGUUAUAGUGGGUGUGUCGAUGUACAAACACGGGCAUGGGAGAGGGAAAGAAAAAAAAAGGCUGUCCUACCUGUGUCACCUGCUGUAUGAGUGACACCUCAGCCGGCCAGUCACACCCUCACACUGACAGCACAACACUACACUGACAGCCACUGGGGUGCUUUAUGUUUCAUCUAAGCCUGGUUGAUGGCAGCAUUGGGGAUGUGACUGGGAACACAAUAAGCUUUUUGAAAAUAAAAUAAAUAUUUUAAAAAACAGAAGCAGGACGUCGGUAGGGUCCCCUUUGGAAAAUAACGGGAGUCCAAAAAAAACGCUGAAAUCCUGGAAACAAACAUCCAUCCCUGAUUGUUUUGCCAAGGAAAUGUCACUUACUGUAGUUGAAAUACAGAAUGCCUGAGGAUGUCCUAUUUCCUUCCCUGGUUGUGUCUGUUUCAUACAUCCUGUCCUGUGUACCAGUUUGUAUGUCCUUGUGUGUGUGUGUGUGUGUGUGUGUUUAUGCCACAUCCCUUUCCCCUCUCCUGCUCCUUGAUCCAAAGCUACGUGGGAUCAGCUGAAUAUGCUAUCACAUACUAACACCUAUCCAGUAUAAUCAGAUCCUUCGAUGAUGUGAUGUAUCAGGGACGGGGCCAAUCAGAUUGGAAAGACUGUGUGUGUUUGCGUGUGUGUAUGUGUGUGCGUGCAUGUAAGCGUUUAAUCUUUUUUCUCCGUCUCUCUGUCUGGUGUUUGAGUGUGUUCUCAUAUGUUAGAGCCAUUUACAAGUGCCUGAACGCAUCCUCUUUAUCUCCUUGUGUAUUUAAAUCGAAAAAUUAAAGAAACGACUCCCUGUAAUGAAUUAGACCCAUUUUUUUACGCUUAGUAUUUUUACCUCUGUAAAAAAAAGAGCAAAAAUUAUAUUAUAUAUAUCAAGUGUAUGUUGUACAUUUUUAUUUCUAUUUUGUUUUUUUAAAAUAACUGUUUCUAACAUGUACGAUGGAUGUAGCUCUUGCUUUCGAGAAGGAACAGGAAGUACUUUGUAGAUACUGAAGGGUGGCCAGGUCUGUGAGAUAACUAAAGUGAAAUGUGUGUUUUACCUUCCGCCUCCAAUAAAAUGAGAGAAAACAGUGAAACCA